Molecule: messenger RNA, 2551 nt
Organism: Astyanax mexicanus (Mexican tetra)
Lineage: Eukaryota; Metazoa; Chordata; Actinopteri; Characiformes; Acestrorhamphidae
Gene: acaa1
Product: acetyl-CoA acyltransferase 1
Exons: 12
Coding region: 98-1360 (420 amino acids)
Biological process (GO): phenylacetate catabolic process; fatty acid beta-oxidation
Cellular component (GO): peroxisome
Molecular function (GO): acetyl-CoA C-acyltransferase activity
Source: RefSeq, a predicted model, not a curated record
UCCGCCUGGUGGCGUGUGAGGAUCUGGCGGCGCAGGGCGAAGUUCAGCUGUGUGUGUUCUCGGGUCAGAGCUCCAGGCCGCUGCUUGUCUCUCCGCGAUGCUCCGGUUAACGGCGGUCUCUCGGCAUCUCUCUGCGGGGAGAAGCGAGCCCUCCGCCCGCAUGCAGCCCUGCAGCGCUGCCGCCCGGCCGGACGAUGUGGUGGUGGUUCACGGGUUACGGACUCCGAUCGGAAGAGCUAAGAGAGGUUCAUUCAAGGACACUACUCCUGAUGAGCUGCUGAGUGCAGCGAUGAGCGCAGUUCUGAAGGAUUUGGGUCUCUCACCAGAGAAGGUGGGAGAUACAUGUGUUGGCAAUGUAUUACAGCCUGGAGGAGGAGCCCUGGUGGCAAGAAUUGCCCAGUUUCUCAGUGGCUUUCCAGAAACCGUGCCUGUCCACACAGUAAACCGACAGUGUUCUUCUGGACUGCAGGCGCUUUUCAACAUAGCAGGUGGAAUCAGGAAUGGCUCCUUUGAUUUGGGUCUUGCCUGUGGGGUGGAGAGCAUGAGUUUGCGUUCUGUUGGGAACCCUGGAGACCUCAGCUCCAGACUGAUGGAUGUUGAAAAGGCCAGAGACUGUAUCAUCCCGAUGGGAAUCACCUCAGAGAAUGUUGCAGAACGGUUCGGCAUCAGCAGAGAAAAGCAGGACUCCUUUGCUUUCAGCUCUCAGCAAAAGGCAGCCCAGGCUCAGAAACAGGGCCUGUUUGAGCAGGAGAUUGUUCCAGUCACCACCAAAUUUGUGGAUGAGAAUGGAACGGAGCGCACAAUCACAGUAACCAAGGAUGAUGGCAUCCGUCCAGGCACCACAAUGGAAGGCCUGGCCAAACUGCGUCCAGCCUUCAAGGAGGAUGGAAGCACCACAGCAGGUAAUGCCAGUCAGGUGAGUGAUGGAGCAGCAGCUGUGCUGGUGGGCCGCAGGUCUACAGUGGAGGCUCUUGGUCUGCCUGUUCUGGGAAUCCUGAGAGGCAGUGCUGUGGUGGGUGUUCCUCCAGAUGUAAUGGGCAUUGGCCCUGCUUAUGCCAUUCCAGAAGCCCUGAAGCAGGCAGGUUUGACAGUGGAUGAUGUUGACGUCUUUGAGAUCAAUGAGGCCUUUGCUAGUCAGGCAGUGUAUUGUGUCGAAAAACUGGGAAUUCCCCUGAGGAAAGUGAACCCCAAUGGUGGUGCCAUUGCUUUGGGACAUCCAUUGGGCUGCACAGGAGCCCGCCAGGUCGUGACCCUGCUCAAUGAGCUCAAACGCCGGCACAAAAGAUCAUAUGGUGUGGUGUCCAUGUGCAUUGGAACUGGGAUGGGAGCGGCUGCAGUGUUUGAGUAUCCUGGACAGUGAUGAGGAACACAUCUCAGAAAACCAAGCUGAAAACUACUAAUGGGAAGCAUGCUCAUGAUUGAGAUCAGCAUGCAGAGAAUGACUAAUUGAUCUAAUUGAACACUAAUAUCUGGAUACAGAUUCAGAGCUUGCCACUGUAAUAGACUGAAACAUAAUGACUUUAAAGGAGAGAUUUAAUCUGUAAAUCAAAGAUGAUGCAUUGGUAAAGCGUAACAAUGAUUAUGAUAGCUAAAGACAUUAGCUAAACACUGAUUCUUUUAGUUUAAACAUGCCUUAACUAGAAAAAAAAGUUUUUCACCUUUUUUUAAUAUAAUUAAUGUUGACUGUGAUGUUGAAUUAACUUUUUUAUAUCUGCUCUUCUAAUAUGUUGAUAUCUUUUUCCGUGUGGUCUCAAAUGGUAGGAUUGCACAUAGAGCUGUACAUUAUCAUAAAGUGGACCCAUUUUAUUUUUUAUUCAUAAAUUCAGUAUCCCAGGUUUUGUCCAGUGUAUGUACAGAAGCUACAAAGAUUUCACACUCUUGACCUACUAAAUGCAGGUUAAUAAUUAAUGUUGGGAGAUGGACCACAGCUGAAGUUCUCCCCGCUACCUGCCAGUCUACUCAGUGCUCCUCUGUUCACAAAGCCUAAUAACUUAAAGUUUCCUAUUUCUUUUUCUCUUACAGUCAAAAUAUAUUCUCCUAUAUUACAAUAAUAAGUAAUUUGCAGGAUAUACCAAAUUGUGAGAUACACACUGAAUAGAAAUCUGUUUUAAAUUACUGUGAAUUUGCCUUAUUGUUAUUAUAGAAUGGGGGCUAUUCAACGAUUUAUAUAAAAAGACAACCUACUAUAUAAAUGUAAAUGUUUUGUGAAUAAUGAGAAAUUUCAAAUUUCUCCAUUCAGGUGACAAGUCCCAGAAUGUGGAUAUUCCAGAGCACUAGAAACGCACACCCAAGGUUAUUGUAACAGACACUGGUUGACAUCUUUAGAUAGCUUUUCCAUUUCCUAGGUUUCUUUUUUUCAAAACAAACGUUUAUUUUUUUUUUCCCUAUUUUUUUUUAAGAUAAUUCCUAUCAAUGGUACCACACAGCCAAUGACUUCUUUCUACAGCUCUUAAUAUCAUUGACUGGCCUUUGUUUUUUCAAAUGAACUGCCUUUUCUAAAUGAGAGUAAUGUAUUUUUCAAAUAAAUAACAAAUGAAUGUACAAAUUAAAA